Messenger RNA from Bacidia gigantensis, 1734 nucleotides. RefSeq lists its product as uncharacterized. The coding region runs from base 1 to 1734 and encodes 577 amino acids. Gene Ontology annotation, molecular function: transmembrane transporter activity. The record is from RefSeq and is a predicted model, not a curated record. The transcript has 3 exons. NCBI's taxonomy places the organism in Eukaryota, Fungi, Ascomycota, Lecanoromycetes, Lecanorales, Ramalinaceae. Gene Ontology annotation, biological process: transmembrane transport.
AUGUCGCCAAAGAUAGAGUCUGAGAAGCUUGAGGAGACAGCUGCAGUACGCUCAGAGGCACAACAUCUCGGCAAAGAACUAGGAAAGGAUGCGGCAAACUCUACUUCACCCGCCGUUUCCUCUAAAAGUUCUGAGAACGGUGAGAGUAGAGACACAGAGAAAGCGACAGGUACUAGGGGAGCAGAAAAACCACCGCGAGAUAUCCACGGCAUCAAGUGGGGUCUUGCAGUCUUCUCCGUUUUAGCAUCGACAUUUCUCUUCGCCCUUGACAACACGAUCGUUGCCGACGUCCAGCCUGCUAUCGUGGAGAGCUUUGGGGACGUAAGCAAGCUACCAUGGCUCUCUGUAGCUUUCCUUGUCGCCGCAGCAGGCACAAAUCUUGUAUGGGGCAAAAUGUACGCUCAAUUCGAUGCAAAGAUACUCUACCUCAUCACCGUCUUCCUCUUUGAGGCUGGAUCGGCGAUCUGCGGCGCUGCUAAUCUAAUGGACGUUCUGAUCUUUGGUCGCGCUCUCUGUGGCUUUGGUGGCGUCGGCAUGUAUGCCGGUGUGAUGACGCUCCUAUCUGUGACGACGACUGAGCAUGAGCGGCCGAUGUAUAUUGGCCUCACUGGAGUAACAUGGGGUUUAGGCACCGUUUUGGGCCCCAUCAUUGGAGGGGCAUUUACAGACAGCUCCGCUGGCUGGCGCUGGGCGUUCUAUUUGAACCUCGUUAUUGGUGCAAUUUUCGCUCCGGUAUGGUUGUUCUUGCUACCGCGUUUCGAUCCUCGCCCAGGAGUCCCUCUCAGAGAGCGCUAUAGGAAUAUCGAUUAUACCGGGACCAUUCUCAUUUGCGGCGCAUACGUUUCCGGGAUCUUUGCUAUCGACUUUGGAGGCAAUCUUUAUGCAUGGAACUCUGGCCGAAUCAUUGCACUCUUCGUCAUAUCUGGUAUCCUGUUCAUUGCUUUCGGGUCUCAGCAAGGGCUGAAAAUCUUGACCGAUAAGGAGAACCGUAUAUUUCCAGUUGAGUUUCUCCGUUCACGGACGAUGUUGAUUCUUUUCGCGGCCACUGCAUCGGCCAGCACGGCAACCUUCAUCCCUAUCUAUUUCGUCCCACUCUUCUUCCAAUUUGCGCGCAACGCUUCAGCAUUAUCUGCGGGAGUUCAUCUUCUACCGUUCGUUGUCUUCUUGGUCUUCUUCUGUGUCGCAAAUGGGGGCAUAAUGUCAGCAAACGGCUACUACAUGCCAUGGUUCCUUGUCGGGGCUGUCUUGACGGUCAUUGGUGAUGCAUGCUUGUACACCAUCAAUGAAGGUUCUAGUACGGGCAAAUUGUAUGGCUACACCAUUUUAGCCGGCGCGGGAGCUGGUUCCUUUGUGCAAGCGGGCUUCUCAGUCGCGCAAGCGAGCGUUGAUCCUAAACUGAUCCCGGUCGCCAUUGGAUUCAUCACCUGUGCACAAGUUGGUGGCGCCACGAUCUCACUGGCUAUCGCCAAUUCAAUCUUCCUCAAUGGAUCGGUAAAAGACAUCACAAAAUUGCUGCCGGAUGAAUCAGUCAAGAAGGUUCAGGGAGCUGUUGCAGGCGCUUCAUCUGCUUUGUUUGAGCAGCUUGACCCGGACCUACGGCACCAAGUUAUCGUGGCUAUUGUGGACAACAUGAAGAAAGUUUAUAUUCUCGGGAUUACUGCGGGUGCGCUGGUGGUUAUUCUGAGCGUGCUCAUGAAGAGGGAGAAGCUGUUUAUGAAGCCAGCGGCUGCUUGA